Molecule: messenger RNA, 5872 nt
Organism: Brassica napus (rape)
Lineage: Eukaryota; Viridiplantae; Streptophyta; Magnoliopsida; Brassicales; Brassicaceae
Product: probable zinc transporter 12
Exons: 3
Coding region: 368-1315 (315 amino acids)
Biological process (GO): zinc ion transmembrane transport
Cellular component (GO): plasma membrane
Molecular function (GO): zinc ion transmembrane transporter activity
Source: RefSeq, a predicted model, not a curated record
UACAAAAAAGUAAUAGUACAAAUAAUAGUCUGUGAAAUAGUAUGUUUGAACGUGUAGCUAAAAGAGUAAUUACAAAAAUAAUUGAUCUGCAUUCAAUAAAAAACUGCCAUGUCCGGAAAACUGUUAACAACAGCAACAGACUAAGAAUAAUGUCGUCAUACUUCCAAAAACACCUAAUCUCAAUGUUAAAAAACUAACAGAAAUGUAUUGGAUGUCCACAUUGUGUACAGAGAUUCACAAUUCACAUACGGUAAAUAAAUAUUUCAAUAUCUCUCGAGAAACCUCUCUGUAUAUCCCAAAAAAAAAACUGUAUAAAUAAGGGGCGACAGUUGUUCACUUUCACACACAACAUUCAAGCAAAGCAAAGAUGUAUCACACACUCAACUAUAAGAUCGGAGCUGUCUUCUCAAUCUUUCUUGCCGGAGUAUUUGGAGUCUGUUUACCUAUCUUCGGCCUCAAGUCAGACAGCAAGUUUUUCUUGUUCGUCAAGGCAUUUGCAGCCGGAGUAAUCUUAGCCACCGGCUUCGUCCAUAUACUUCCCGAUGCCAUCGAUAGCCUCACAAGUCCGUGUAUUGGAGAAAAUCCACCGUGGGGAGACUUUCCGGUGACGGAACUCGUAGCCAUGGCCGCAGCGAUUCUGACCAUGUUGACUGAGUCCUUUGCUUCAGGAUAUUUGAACAGAUCUCGGUUGGAGAAUGAAGCUAAGGCCUUGCCGGUGAGUAUCGGUGGAGAUAACGAGGAACAGUCUGAUAAUACUGUCUCUGCUCCUACUCAUGCAUCAAUUGGCCAUUCUCAUGGCUUUCUGCUCAUUUCCCAAGAUGAUCACGUUGAUCCGAGGAAAAGGAUUUUAACUCAGAUAUUGGAAUUGGGGAUUGUGGUCCACUCGGUGAUCAUAGGAAUAUCUCUAGGAGUUUCUCCGAGUGUAAGCGCAAUAAAGCCUCUCGUGGCUGCAAUAACUUUUCAUCAACUGUUUGAAGGUUUUGGCCUUGGUAGUUGCAUCUCUGAGGCCAAGUUUAAAGCUUCAAAAACUUGGGUUAUGGUCGGCUUCUUCUCGCUCACUACACCACUAGGGAUAUUAAUCGGGAUUUGUGUAUCCCAAAAUUAUGACGAGAAUAGCCCAGUAUCGCUUCUAGUGUCCGGUUUCCUUAAUGCCGCUUCCGCUGGCAUUCUCAUCUAUAUGGCUUUGGUCGACCUGGCGUCUCCUCUGCUCCUCCACCACGAACGUCAAACAACCACCUUUACGAUACAACUACUUUCUAGCGUUUCAUUUAUUUCGGGUUCAGCUCUUAUGUCCCUUCUAGCCAUUUGGGCGUGAUGAAUAUGUUGACUUUCUUCAUGUAUUGGUACGAUAUUGUGUUAUAUAUUUUAAACAUGUGCUUAUAAAUUGACAUAUAUACUUCCUUUCAUUAAUUCUUCUUUUCUUAUUUCAUUACAUACCAAGUUUUCCAGAAUCAGUUGAACCUAAAUAAAUGCUACAGUAACUACAUGUGUAGCUUCUGCGAUAACAACGUUCAUCAAUAUUUUGUUCAAAAAAAAAAAAAACGUUCAUCAAUAUGGGACGAUAUGCAUGUAUGAUUAGGAAAACUCCAAAAAUUUAGAGUCCAAAGACGGUGAAUUCUACUCGCUGUAUGAGAGAGCCACACGUGUCCGUGUGAGUUUCAGACGCUACGUGGCUAGCGCAGAAGUUGAUUGGCUUCCUCAGUUCCUUGUAUUGCUAACUAGUGGUACGCCGGGUUCGGAUAUAUAAUUUUAAAGGAUUUUCUAUUUUGGGUAUUUGUUCAUGGUGUUUCUCUGCAACAGGAAAAGCUUGAUCUAUUAGUAUGAUCUAGGUCGGUGAUGAUGAGAUGACGUUCAGUGUUGAUGUCGCGUUGUUGUUGUAGUCUUUAAAUUGACCGGCUUCGAUCAGUAUAUUAAUAAUAUGUGAUUUUUCUUAUUGAUAAGGGUAGAAGAGAGAAGACCUCUAUUAUAAGAAUAACCUUUAAUCUUUAAUUACUUGUAAAAAAUAUUUUUCUUAACGAAUUGGGUCAUAGCUAUGCUUCGCAUGAAUUUUAAUUGAGUUAAUUUUAUAUAAUUCAUGGCUGAAGUGGCAUAUUUGUUUUUUACGGAGGAUGAACGAUAGAUAUGAAAAACGUUUUGUUAUUUUAUAAUUUUGUAUCUUUAAAUAUGAGAUACGUGGUUUUGCAUGGGACCGCAACAAAACAAAUAUGGCCUUCUCAUAUGCGCAUGCAUUUUUUUGCCUCUAAUCACGUCUGUGAGUAGCCAUCUCGUAUUGUGUUGGAUAUCACUCGAUAUAAGCAAAUGGGGUUUAAUCAGGUGUCUCCUUCGAUUAUUUUCAUAACUCAUGUUUGAUCGCUAGGUUAUAUGGAAAAAUGUUUUUUAUUCUGGUGUCUAGAAUUUUUUGGAAGACUCUCACCUGGCUCUAAUUAAUAUCUAGAAAUUCGUUCUCUCAAAAGUAAUUUUUUAAUUCGAAAGGUAACUAUAUAAGCCCUGUUUCAUUUGGGUUGAGCUAUCUAUAUAUUCAUUUAAUAUCUUUUGUCAUGUCCUCGGUUUCAUGAAGUUAGAAUAUAGGUUCUUGAAUGUUGCUUCUCAUUUUCGAAUUGGUUAAUACGAUAUAUGUGUGGGUUUGUAUUUACUAUUAAGUCUGAGUAGCAUGAACUGAGAAAGUUGUUAAUUAAAAAAGGAGUCAACAUAAUUGAAAAAUGCAAACAAAAACUUGAAAAGAAAUCGAAAAUGGUAGAAUCCUUAGAUUCCUUACCCGCGCCAAUGAUUAGCUUACCUGAAUGUACGUCAAGGCCAUAUACUUCUCCUAAAUCAUUCGAAACACAUUAAAAUAUUCUCUUCCACCUCUAUAUGCAUCUUCUUCUGCCUCUAUGAUAUUUGGGCGAGAACUCUUGCAUUGUCCAUGGAGUUGAGAAAAGUUUUAUUUGACCUCAGUUGAACUUAAAGUGUUGGAAUAUUAUUUUCUACACAUCAUCUAAACUGCACACCAUAAUGAGUGAAUACUACACAAACACAUCAACAAUUAUUAUAUAAAACUAUGUAUUUGUAUACUUGUAAUUGUUGUUGCAGCAUUCUUGUAACCUUCAAAUACCACAAUAGAUUCUCCAAAGAAUAUGACUUUGUAAGCUAACUCAUGUGCACUGAUGAAGAUGCCCUUGAGGUGCCACGUUCUUCUGAAAGGUGUAUUCCAAAAAUUUAGUUAAAUUUAUCGAUUUUUGGUUGGCAAGGACAGGAGCAAAUGAACUUUAACAGCUAACACAGACAGCAACUAAUGAUAUUAACAGCUAAAUAUUAUUACGUGUUGUCCAAGAGUGUAACUUCUCAUGAUAAGUUUGCAAUUGAAUUCAUACUAACACAGACAGUCUGAGGCUCUGAGCCAUAUAUAAUCUAAACUCGAACUCAAGAUCAACGAAGUACUGAUGAAUACAAAAACUAAAUUAUAGUCUACAUCCUCAAAAGUAACAUUAUUUUUCUCAAGGCUGUCAGCCAUAACAUCGAAACUUCUUUGUCUGCGGUAGAACACAUGGAAACGCAUUAAAUCGUUUUUAUCUUGUCAAAAUACUUAAACAAAAACAAAUGCAAAGAAGACACAGUGGUCCUGAAGUUUCUUUCUGCAGUUUGACUGCACUGAUACCCGGACAUCGCAGCUGGCUUAGGGUCAGUUCGUAAUUGGACUGAUCUCCUUAGAUGCUUCCUGUAACGAACAGAGUAGAUUUGUGGAUGCUAUCUAUUUGUAAUUGGUUAGAACUUUUGUCAUUAGAUUAGGGUAGUUUGGACUUACGUGGUCUGAGAUCAGCGAAAAUCUCUUUAUACACAAUAUUUGUGACAACAUCUCUUCUAGUUGCACCCUCAGUAUCAUCAAGAAUUUUUAGACCCUCCGGUGAUGUUGCUCGGGAGAGAGCAACAUACAGUUGACUGUGACUUAAAACAGGCCUUGAAAGAUAGAGUGCUACCUGCUUCAGGCUCUGACCUUGGCUCUUAUUUAUAGUCAUUGAAUAACACAGCUUGAUUGGGUACUGCCUUCUGCGGAAUGUGAAAGGAUGGAUAGUGUCCAACAUGAGUACCCGUUAGAAGUUCAGCCUCAAGAACUCUGUGCGAAAAUGAACGAAUUUGUUAACUAAUUUUAAGGCAAAUUCAAUAAAAAAACACAUGCAGUUACGUGUUCCUUUGCUUAGAAAAACUUGGCUUUAUGUUCUAAAAAACUCUGCAAAUCUUUAUUCCUCACAACAUAAUCGCAGCAGUCAUGACAUGGACAACACAUGCGAAAAGUGCUACUACUAUAACAAAAUGAACGAAUUUGUUGACUAUAUUCAAAGGCAAAUUUAAUAAAAAACACAUGCAGUUACGUGUUUCUUUGCUUAGAAAAACUUUGCUUUAUGUUUUAAAAUAUGAAACAAUCAAAUUAAACCCCAGAAACGGAAUAUAGAGGGUGGUCGACACCUUUCAAGUCGCAAGGUUAGCAUUACGCGAUGAGCCCCCGGGAUACGAUCGGUAAUUGUGCUCCUAAUUGCACAAAGCUCCCCCAUUACGUCUGUAAUACAAAUAAACACAAAUGCUCAGACAGUUCAAUUAUCAAUUAUAUUAAAAGCAGAAAUAAACAAAGUCAUACCAGGAAGCUGAUUGCCAGUGUUUGCUAGCUCAAUUAUCUGGUCGUACUGUCGGAAACGGAAGUGUUCGGUCGGUAUGAUCCUAUCAGUUGCUGGUAGCUUCUCAAAAUCAGACUCAGCAUUGAAACGGACAGAGACAGGAGCAUCAGACAACCGGUACUUGGGACUGCUACGCGUGACAUCAAAUCCGCUAAGAGUGUAGACAGAGCCUUCGCUGAGACGAUUUUUGAACCGAAGCUGGCGAGACGCAGGGAUUGAACCGUGGACCACCGUAGACUGAAAGACAGAUCAAGACAAGAUAUUAAUAAAGAAGCUACAUAGAGAGGAAUCAGUAAAAGACGGCGGUGCUUACGUUCUCAUCGAUAAGCAACAUGUCAACGCUAAUAAGCUCUCCGCCCUUGUUGACAUUCUUGGCCUCCCAGAACCUCAGCAGGCGGACCUCCGCGGUGUUUGAGCAACGGCCGGCUCUCAAGUUCUGUAGAAGCGUGUACGAAUUCGCCAUCGAGAUCGGUUGAUACGAAAGUGCUUGCCUCGAAAUUUCGAUUUGCUUCUGAAAAUCGCUUUGGAAAAACUGAUCAUCGCAGGAAUGAUGAGUACCGUAUUUAUAGCUAGAGCUGAAACCAGUUACAGGGAUAGGCGAAGAGGUUUCUUGAUGGCUUCAAAUGAAAUAAGUGGAGGAAAAACGUGGAGAACGAAGUUAAGAACGCAAUUAUGGAGAUCUGAGGCGUUAUGUAUAUGGGAACGGCGAUCUAAGUCUAACGCUGGCUUCGCUGGUGUGUUCGAGCCGACAGAAGAAAAUGAGAGAAACCCUAAAUCACUUGUGGGUUGAGACAGACUGGACUCCACUAUGGGCUUCAUGCUCAAAUAUCAGACAGCCCAGUUCACACUCUUCAUAAUCAGACAGUCCAGUCCACAAUCUCCAUAUCAGACGACUUAAGAAACAAAAGCACGUAAAAAAACACGGCACAAAUCAGAUGUCGACACGUGUCGAGAUUUGCCCUCCCUGUUUGUUUUAUUGUAUAAGAUUAUCGAUUUGAUAAUGGACCAUUACAUUGGACUCAAAAGCGAAAAGUUAUAACAGCACAAGUAUUAUACGUCGGCCCAUUAUCUUUACAACUAAUUCACACAUUUUAUCCGGAACCAACCCGAAACUAUAUGUUCAAGUGACGCCACGCAUACUACAGAAUCUCUCAAGUAUUUUUGUACUCGACCAACGGGUCUCUGUUCAGAUUUGGAUUCUAUCUGAAAUAUAUUUUGAUAUUCUA